ACGGUCCCACCUGAUGACGGAGACUUGUGUUGUCUCCGAAACGUCAUGGAAUGCGGUUAAACAUCGUCAGAAGCUGCAGCGCAUUUGCAAAUGGAACUUUUAAACGGCGUCCGUCGUGGAACACUCAUCACACAGUACGAGAUGGGGACUGGCACAGGGCGCACGAUCUUUGGGAGCGGGAUGCUUCCUGCACGCCUCAUGCAGUGCCUGUGCGUGCUCAUUUUCAUCCCUCGCCUCGGUGCUGACCCCAUGGGCUGCAUUGCUCCUCAGAUUGAGAAUGCCAAUUUUGAUGGCAGCAGUGGGAGUGUCGCGAUUGGCAGCAAAGUUACCUACGCAUGCAAACCUGGAUUUCUUCUGGUGGGCCAGAAUACGCUGACAUGCAUUUCAAAUGCGGAAUGGUCAGACAGUGAACCAGAAUGUCAAGCGUUCUGCGAGAAACCUUUGCCACACGGGAACGCACAGGUGUCUCCGCAAUACAGCCGCAGGGAGCUGUACUAUAUCAACCAGUACGCGCACUUCACCUGCAACAAGGACUUUGUGUCCCCAUCCAACGGCUUCUACAUGACCUGCAUGAGGAGUGAAAAUGGCUCCGCUCAUUGGGUGCAAGAAUCCAACCUCACGUGUACAGCUACUCUGUGCACGAUGUUUGAAGAAUUAAUGCAUGGCUCUUUCGAAGGAAGCAACAAAAUCGGAGACUCCGUCAGAUUCAAGUGUGAUGAGCGUUUUUUGUUGGUUGGAAGUUACGAACUCACCUGUCUGAAAAGUGGAAAAUGGACAGGAGAUGCUCCUACUUGCCAGCCAUUUUGUGCUGGUCAGCCAAAACCACAAAAUGCAAUGAUUUCUACAAAUCAUCAGCAUAAGGAAAAGUAUGCCAUUGGCUCUUCAAUUACAUUCCAGUGCCUUCCGAGAUACAGAGCAAUUAAUGCUGGGUAUGACUUCAACGUGUCCUGCCGGGAGGAUAUAAGCAGAGGGGUCCAGUGGUUACCAGAAAACACCUGCAUUUACGCUGAAUGCGAACAAAAUGUUUCAAUAAAAAAUGGACACGUUAUAAGUGGUUUGGUAAAAGGACUACACUUUACCAUCGGUUAUUCUUUAAUAAUCAAAUGCAAUUACAACUCUAAAACAAAACUAAAUCAAACCGCAUUUAUAAAAAAAUGCUGUCAAGACAGCAAUGGAUUCGUUUUCUGGAAGAAUGUCAAUGAAGAUGAGUGUUAAAAUCACUGGAGAAGAAGAUGAAUGAAGCAUUGGUCCUGGGUGAUAUGACCCUUACACAAACGUAUCAGUGCGUUCUCACCAUUCGUGUGGUCUCUUGGCCUCCCCAACAUUUUGAACUGUGACACUGAUUCAUGGCCGUGUUCAAAUGUAGCGGUUAAAAAUUUGCGUGCAAAUGCUGUAACUGAAAAGUAUAUGCAUUAAUUUUAGCGUUGGGAUAAGGGAAUUAGGGAUUAGCUAAUUUCGUAACCUGAAUCUGAUAAAAAAAAAAUGGGUACAUCCUGCGGGCCUGCUGCUGGAAGUGGGAUCCCCCCGUCGUUCUGUUCAAGAUCGUCAUCGUCACCAUCUCGUCGUCGUCACCAUCUCCUCAUCAUCAUCUCCGUCUUCACCAUCCCGAGGUGCUGUUAGACAGCCUACCAACUGUUCUAAGUAGUGCCGCCGACAAUAGACGGUCUUAAUAAUAAUAAUAGUGUGCACCCACGUAGGGUGUUGUGUGUUAUCCCGAUGGUGCUUGUUUAAUAAAAUAAGUACCUCCAAGUA
Lethenteron reissneri (Far Eastern brook lamprey) is the source of this 1752-nucleotide messenger RNA. Its product is annotated as sushi, von Willebrand factor type A, EGF and pentraxin domain-containing protein 1-like. The record is from RefSeq and is a predicted model, not a curated record. Lineage: Eukaryota; Metazoa; Chordata; Hyperoartia; Petromyzontiformes; Petromyzontidae.